Molecule: messenger RNA, 541 nt
Organism: Phycomyces blakesleeanus NRRL 1555(-)
Lineage: Eukaryota; Fungi; Mucoromycota; Mucoromycetes; Mucorales; Phycomycetaceae
Exons: 5
Coding region: 1-474 (157 amino acids)
Source: RefSeq, a predicted model, not a curated record
AUGAAUAGGGGACUAAGUGAGGAAGGUGAUGAUGUUGUAGAAGAUUUUGCUCGACAACUUGAAGCAGUAUGUCUGAAUUCUCAGAAAGAGAAUAAGAAACUGGAUAAAAUGGACAUUCAGUUUAUGGAUGAAAGUGAUGACGACAUGGAUGCACAAUUUGGCUAUGAACAGAUUCCUCAAGAUGAGGAAGGUUAUGGUCAAUUGGAAUCAGACGAUGACCAAGACGAUGACCAACACCACAAUCGAGACCAAGAGGACACAAUUGAAAGUAUAGAAAAUGAAUUAGCGCAAGUAAAAGCACCGACCCUUGUGCUCGAUGCAUCAGAACAAGUACCAAAGGACACCCUGGCACUGAUCAAAUCUAUUAUGGGAAAUAUUGCACUAUCGGAGAAGGCAACACCAGAUUGGGCUAAAUCGAUACCCGAGUCUGCAUGGCUUCCUCAGAUCAACGGUGGCGAUCAAAAUGAUGCUUGAUUUCAUUGGCGUAUAUGACUAUCACCUGUAUUAAUUAUUUUAAUAAAUACAAUAAGAGAUUCCGAUU